Messenger RNA from Lathyrus sativus (Indian pea), 2598 nucleotides. NCBI's taxonomy places the organism in Eukaryota, Viridiplantae, Streptophyta, Magnoliopsida, Fabales, Fabaceae. The record is from the annotation of a GenBank genome assembly.
AUGAAAAUGAAAAUGAAGAGUGGAAUAACAGUGAGUGUUGUUAUGGUGAUGUUUUUGUUGGUGGAGUUAGCAAUGAGUUUGAGUUCAAGAGCUGAACGGUUAGCGUUAUUGGAGCUUCGAUCAUCGUUGGGUAUAAGGGGAAAAAAUUGGCCUAUUAAAACUGAACCGUGUCGGAACUGGACCGGUGUUGAAUGCAAGAACAGUCAAGUUGUUGGUAUCAACGUGUCCGGGUUGAAGAGAACUCACAAGGGUCGUCUUAUGCCGAAUUUCGAAGUGGAUUCUCUUGCAAAUUUCACACUAUUAGAGUCUUUCAAUGCUUCUGGAUUCAUGCUUAAUGGGUCUAUACCAGAUUGGUUUGGUGAGACACUUGGUGCACUCAAAGAGCUUGAUUUACGGUCUUGUUCAAUAUCUGGUGUGAUUCCUGAUUCACUUGGUGGUUUGAGUAGUUUGAAAGUUUUGUUACUUUCAGGGAAUAAUCUUACUAGUAGAGUCCCUUUAAAUUUAGGGCUCUUAUCUAGUCUUUCUAUUCUUGAUCUCUCUGGGAAUUUGUUUUCAGGAUCAAUACCUGAAUCUUUCUCCAACCUUGGUAACCUUACAAAGCUUGAUCUUUCUAAUAAUUACUUAUCUGGGUCUAUUCCACCUGAACUCGGUGUCCUUUCAAAUCUUCAAUUUUUGAACCUUUCUGAUAACGCCUUCACCGCUUCUAUUCCUUCUCAGCUAGGUAAUCUUUCAAAGUUGGUUGAGCUUGACCUUAGCAUGAAUUCUCUUUCGGGGUCAUUGCCGGGUAGUUUGUUUUCUUCUAGAUUUUUCGCCAUUCGAGUUAUGAUUUUAAGUUCAAAUUCAAUUGAUGGUGAUCUUCCUGAUGCUCUGUGGUCAAUGCCUAGAUUGCAAUUAUUUGAUGUAUCAGGUAACAGUCUCACUGGUCCACUGCCUAUAUUGUCUGGUUCAAAUGUUAGCUCAAACGGUGGCGUAUUCAAUUUAUCAAACAAUUUGUUCUACGGACCUGUGAAUGGUUUGACGAACAAGCUUAUAGUGAUUGAUUUGUCUGGUAAUUAUUUGGAAGGUGAUGUGCAAAAUGGUCUUAGUAAUGUUACUCUAGCUAGAAAUUGCCUACAGAGGAUUCCAAACCAGAGGAAUUUGAAAGAGUGUAGAAUGUUUUAUGUUCAGAGAAAUGUAACCUUUGAUCAUGAUGAUAUCCAAGAGAGCGAAAAAAAGAAACGAGUAAUAUUCAUACUGGCAAGUGUAUUUGGUGGAUUUGGAUUUAUUGUGGCACUGGUAUUGGUCCUGAUGUUGGUUCUAAAACAAUGUCUUAAAAGUAAAGAUAUGGAAAUUGAAAGAGGGACCACAACUAGGGGACCUGUUACAGAAGGGGAAAGUCCUAUACCUAAGGAUUCUGUUUUUGUAACAGCGGCCGGAGAAUCGUUUACUUUCGAACAAAUACUUCAUUUUACGGGAAAUUUUGAUGAAGCAAACAUAAUAAAACAUGGUCAUUCUGGAGUUUUUUUGUUCGGAGUUUUGGACAGUGGAGUAACUGUGGUUGUCAAAAGGGUAGAUUUAAGUUUGUUUAAAAGAGAAUCUUACAUUGCAGAGCUGGGAUUAUUAAGCAAGGUUUCACAUGCAAGAUUGGUUCCAAUUUUGGGACAUUGCAUGGAUAAUGAGAAGGAUAAAUGUAUAGUUUACAAGUAUAUGAUAAAUGGAGAUUUGGCUACUUCCUUACAUAGAGUCGUUGGUUCGGAUGGGAAGUUGCAGUCCCUGGAUUGGAUCACAAGAUUGAAAAUUGCAACCGGAGCUGCUGAAGGCCUGGCUUACCUACACGAUUGCAGCCCUCCUCUUGUUCACAGAGAUAUCCGAGCCAGUAGUAUACUUCUCGAUGAUAAAUUUGAAGUGCGACUUGGAAGUUUAAGUGAGGUUACUGCCCAAGAAGAUUUUCAUCAGAAUGUAGUGUCAAGAGUUUUCAGCAAACCACUAUCUCUGAAUCAAGGCAAUUAUGGUAAAUCAUCUGCGACAUGUGCUUAUGAUGUCUACUGUUUUGGGAAGAUUUUACUCGAGCUUGUUACCGGUAAUAUCGACAUCAGUGAAUCAGAUGAUGCGAUCACAAAGGAUUGGAUAGAGCAAACUUUGAAUUACAUCACCAUAUUUGAUAAAGAACGGUUGGCUAAGAUCGUUGACCCGUCUUUGAUAGUGGAUGAGGACUUAUUGGAAGAGGUAUGGGCUAUGGCAAUUGUGGCAAAGUCGUGCCUAAAUCCUAAGCCUUCCAAACGACCUCCAAUGAAACAUGUCCUCAAAGCGCUUGAAAAUCCAUUGAAGAUUGUGAGAGAAGAAAGUUUUAGUUCGGCAAAGUUGAGAACAACUUCAUCGAAUAGAUCGUGGAGCACUGCGUUCUUUGGUAGCUGGAGACACAGUUCAUCAGACAGUGGUGCUACUGCUACCAAUAGGGAGGGUUCUAGUGGCAUUAAACAAACAGGAAGAGUAAGUUCUCAUGGUAGUGGUGGCCACGAUCACUCAUCUUCGAAUAAAAGGUCAUCGAAUGAAAUAUUCCCAGAACCGUUGGGAAUGCCGUUGGGAAUGCAAGACUUGGAGAAUGGAGAGUUAAGAUGA